AUGGUCACCGUUGCAGUCGCUGGAGGUGGUUCAGCCAUCGCCUCAAACAUCAUCAACGCUAUCUUGGCAUCCAAGAAGCAUCAACUAGUCGUCCUCUCUCGCUCCCCACGACCCGACCUUGAGACACAAGGCGCAGUCGUCAGAGUUGUGGACUACGACUCUCAUGAGCAGCUUAUCAAUGCCCUCGAAGGCGUUCACACUGUUCUCAGCUGUAUCUGGUCUUACGGUCCGGCCAUUGCCGCUUCGCAGCUUGCUCUGCUAGAGGCAGCCAAGGAAGCCCAAGUGAAGCGAUUUGUCCCAUCAGAAUGGGCAGUCCCUGCAUAUGAUAAAGUUGGCUAUUACAAGGUCAAAGAGAGCGUCUGGGAGGCGGUCAAGAAGUCCGGACUGGAGUACACGCGCUUCAUCAACGGUCUUUGGUUGAAUAUCUGGGCUGCAGAUGCGCCGCGGGAAGAGGAUAUUGGACGAUCUGGCUACCGUGGACCGCCGUUGAUCAUAGAUAUCAAGGCUGGUAAUGCCUCGAUUCCUGGAGAUGGCUCCAGCAAGGUAGCUUUCACAGACAUGAGGGACAUUGGCAAAUACGUCACCGCGGCCCUCGAUUUCGAGAAAUGGGACGAGGACAGUUUUAUUGUGGGAGAAAAGCUUUCAGUAAAUGAAUUUGUUGACAAAGUUGAGCGGGUUACCGGAAAGGCUCUUGAUAAGACUUACAUCUCUUUGGAGGACCUUGCUGUCUUGAUUGAGGAAAAGAAAGAUCCUCUGAUGACAAUGGUUCAUGAGUUUUUGAGACUUAUUGGCGAGGGAGAUAUGGACCUUACGGCAACGAUCAACCAGAAAGUUCCAGAGGUGAAGCCUAUUAAGGUUGAUGAGUUUUUGGCUAGACACUGGGGCACUGCAUAG
Trichoderma asperellum CBS 433.97 is the source of this 894-nucleotide messenger RNA. RefSeq lists its product as uncharacterized. Gene Ontology annotation, molecular function: oxidoreductase activity. Lineage: Eukaryota; Fungi; Ascomycota; Sordariomycetes; Hypocreales; Hypocreaceae. The record is from RefSeq and is a predicted model, not a curated record.